CGCUUUUAAUAUGAGCAGGACCUCAAAAAGUUGCAGUCUGUCUUAGCAACCAGACGCUCUUGCCUGGAUACAGACUGAUGGCUAACACUGGCUAAAGCAACCAGCGAGGUUUGCUGCUGUUCAGUUCUCCAUGGAAAAUAAUUUUGAUUUAGAUGUACACUAAAUUUAGCCGAUUGAUAUUUAAACGGUCUCCUGUCGUAGUUACUAUUUACAAGCACAACGUUAGAAGCUAGCACAGCUAGCGCUGAUGUGUGGUGACUUCGUACUCUUACUUGCUGACCUCAGUUAUUACAGAGAUAUGUUGUCAAAUGAGAAGCAAAAGAACCGCAGUGAAGAGGAAGUGAUCAAAAAACUGUGCAUGGCUAAUGGAGUCCCCUAUGAAAAAAUUGCACAAGAGGGAAGCAACAUCACAUCACUGGAGAUGUUCUUCUCUGGUUUCCCCCGCAUGAUUGGCCUUUCCUUCUUCCCAAGGCUGUCCCAGCUUACCAUAAUAGGCCAGAACAUAGAGCACAUUGAUGGGCUUGAGUGCUGUCCUCUGCUUCAGGAGCUCUGGAUAGUCCAGUGCCAUCUGACGGAAAUAUCUGGACUACAGAACUGCCUGCAGCUGGAGAAACUGUACCUUUAUGAGAACAAAAUCUGUGAAAUAAAGAAUCUGGACUUGCAGGUCCACCUAGAGGUGCUGUGGAUCAAUAACAACUGCAUAACUAAGAUUAAGGGCUUGGACACACUUCUAGACCUUAAAGAACUAAACCUUGCUGACAACAUUAUUGAAAAGAUCGGGCACAGCCUUGAUCCUAAUGUCAACCUUCAGAAACUCAAUCUGUCUGGAAACAAGAUCAGCUCCUUUAAGGUAAGAUUAAAAAUGAAAACAUGCUUUUGAAAUACUUUCUCUAAAAACUUUUCUUACUUAUUUUGUAAAAUCUUAUUAAAAUCCUUGGUCUGACAAAAGGGCAUUUCUAAAUUCUUGGGAGAAUGCCGGGGUCUCGGCUAGUUCACAUUUUCAAUCAU
Messenger RNA from Haplochromis burtoni (Burton's mouthbrooder), 1008 nucleotides. Its product is annotated as leucine-rich repeat-containing protein 9-like. Lineage: Eukaryota; Metazoa; Chordata; Actinopteri; Cichliformes; Cichlidae. Bases 248 to 880 code for a protein of 210 amino acids. The record is from RefSeq and is a predicted model, not a curated record. Gene Ontology annotation, molecular function: protein binding. The transcript has 6 exons.